Diaporthe citri is the source of this 885-nucleotide messenger RNA. RefSeq lists its product as uncharacterized. The transcript has a single exon. The record is from RefSeq and is a predicted model, not a curated record. Lineage: Eukaryota; Fungi; Ascomycota; Sordariomycetes; Diaporthales; Diaporthaceae. Bases 1 to 885 code for a protein of 294 amino acids.
AUGCAUUCCACACAAGUUCUGAGCCUGCUUGCUGCAGUCGGCUUCUCAACCGCAGUCGACGCACUGGCGAUCCGACAAACAACCGCCGCUUGGCAGACUCUGCCUCCGACACCAGCCUUGCCCACGCCCGUCAACACAACCCUGAGCACCAUCAACGGCGCCGACCUGUGGCUGCAAAAGUACAACGAGGAGGCCGGCGGCACACCGAUCGUCCUCGACCACGGCGGACUCGGAUACAGCGCCUACUUCGCCGACGUCAUCAAGCAGCUCGUGGCCAACAAGCACUACAUCGUGGCGGUGGACCGCCGGGGCCACGGGCGCAGCACAUACGGGGCCAGCGACGUCUUCACCUACGACAUGUUCGCCAACGACAUCUUCGCCCAGCUCAACGAGCAGGGGAUCCAGUCGUACAACGUGGUCGGGUGGUCCGACGGCGCGGCCACGACGCUGGCCAUGCUGCAGAACACGACCAUCGCGCCCGGGAUCCAGAAGGCCUUCGUCUUCGCCGGCUUCAUGGUGCCCGAGGACACCAACGCGACCUUCACGGACACGGCCAUCUACACCGAGUUCGUGACGCGGUGCGCCACCGAGUACGCGACGAACCUGCCGAGCGCCAACUUCACCGACUUCGCGACCAAGGUCGCCAGGCUCGAGGGCACGCUGCCGCAGUUCACGGCCGCGGGGCUGGGCGCCAUCGACGGCAAGAAGGUCGCCAUCGUCGGCGCCGACCACGACGAGGCCGUCAACCUCGACGUCCCCGCCAAGCUGGUCGCCGCCAUCCCCGGCAGCACGUCCGUGACGCUCACGGACGUCAGCCACUUCGCGCCUGUGCAGGACCCGGACCAGUUCACCAAGGCGGUCGAGAGCUUCUUCGCUGCUGCUUGA